UUUGAUGAUUCAAUUGUGCAUAUUAACUUUGAUCUGGAUGUUGUAGAUGAUACACUUGGUGCAGUUACUGAUAUUGAGGAGGCUGCAUACAUUGAAGCCACAAAGGUUAUCGUGAUAGAGACAAGAGAGGAUGUCAAUGCUGCUCAAGGAGAAUGAAACACACAGAGUCAACAUCUAAUGAAUGAAGAGAUAAGUUUAAAUUUUUAGCUCUUCUGUAGAGAUAGUUCUGUUAGCAUUAGUUUUUUGCAGUAAAAAGUAGGGGUAAUUUUUUUUUUCUGUGCAGCUUUCCCUUAGUUCUAGGAGUGAUUGAGUUUAUAAAUACUUAGUGUAAAUAGCCAUACUUAGUGUAAAUUUUUUGUUUUCUUGAGUGAUUACAUGCAUGCUUAACUUUAAUUCUGAUUUUGCAUUGAUGCUCUGUGAUGAACUUGCUCUUGGGAGACUUCAGACAUGAUAUAGGCAUUCUUUCUUUUCAUCCAUAGCCAAAUUAUCUUACCCAUUAUUGUUUCUGUCCAUUGCACCUUAUUUUGCUUUAGCCAUUUUCUUUGUUUCCAUUCAUUACAUCCUUACCAAAUACCUAACCUUUAGAGAGUUGUGAGAGGUAGGGAGGAUCUAGGAACUUAGUGAGUGCAAUAGAAAAGUAAGGCCAAGGGUGAAAAAGAAAGAAAAAGAAGUUGAAGAAUCUGGGUAUGUUGAAAAAAACAGGUCUGGAAAAAGAGUAAAUAUACUGAGAAAAAUGCAAAAGACCUGAACGAAGUUUAUAAACCAAAGAGGGAAAUCAAAGCUUGUGCCCAAGAAUCUCAUUUUUUUUCAUAAUUAACAAGUGUUCCACCUUUUUUUUGUUCUCUUUUUGUAUGAAAAUUUCACAGUUUCACCAAAAGUAUAGCUCACUAGAUAAACUUUGGUCANGGCCUUUAAUUUACAUAUAUAACAUGAUUUUUAUUUGAUGUGCAGAUGUAUUUCACAUCAAAUGUUUUCUUCUGAGUACAGGUUGGAGUGCAAAACUGUGAAGAGGAAAAGGGUUUUUGCCACCUUAAAGGUUUUGGGAACAGUACUUGAGCAGUUGAGUGACGAAAUUCCUGAUGAGGUCGUGUUCAUGCUUUCUUGUAUUUUCUGUAGAACACGUGGAUAUUCCUGGUAUUGCUCAUGACGUGUGCACUGAGCUUGACAAUAAGUUUGAUGAUAGCUUUAUGGAGUGUGUGGACUUAACUAUGGAUUCUGCUAUUAUCGGUGAGGAUGAGCCAACGCAGGUGUAUUCUAACCUUGAAAUUCUAGUUGCCUUAUCUGAGCUUCCUUUUCAGUAUAGCUCAUUUGAUUGCCUGUGCAUAGAUCCUUUAGAACCUGUUGCUAACACUGCAGUAGUUAUUGAUUCUAAGGUUCUUAAAGCAGCAUUUGAGAUUGGACAUAUUCAUACCCCUACUGAUUGUAUUGAUGUUAUGUNUCCAGCCUUUGAUUUUAUUGAAAAUUAUUCUGAGUUCACUGUUUACAAAGCUGCAAUGUUUGAUGAUCCACUUAUUCAUGGUGACUUUGAAUUUAGUGAUUGGCUUGCAGAAUCAGACAAAGAGAAUGCAGCAGAGACAAAGGCAGCCCUGCAAUGUGUAAUAAUUGUGUGUAUAACUUAUGUGUAUUUGUGUGUGUAUGUACAUGUGGGUUAUAUAUCGAUGUGUUAGUGUGAGAACGAAUUUGUAUGUGUGUGUAUGUUUGUGUACAGAGGUUGUAUGGAUGUUCUAGGAUUCAGUAAGGAUUUCUAUCUAUUAUUGUUUUUAUGUUUCCAGUUGUAAUUUAUCGUAGUAGUGUUUGUAGAUUAGGCCAUUGCUUUUCCAUUUAUUUGAAUUAGGAUAGAAUUUGAUGGUCUGGUUCAGUUUGUUUAGGCUUACUUUGAAUUGAACUUAGGAAUGCAUUUUAGAUNCUGUUCUGGAUAAAUUUUCUUUGGAUUAUGUUCUUGCUAAUACUUUGUUGGGUUAACAUGCUAAGUCAGGUUCUGUAACAANAACCAAAAUACUUGAAAGUGAGUUUAAUUUUUUACAGGAUGUCUUCCUGGAAAGCAUUUAGCACUCUUUCAUCCAAAUCAAUAUAUAUUUGCCUAUAAAUUAGGGGUAAUUUUUUUUUUUCUGAGCUGUUUUAACUUUAGUUUUAAAUUUGAUUGAGGACUUUAGUUUUAACUUUAGUUUCAUCCAAAUCAAUAUACAUUUGCCUAUAAAUUUNCCUCGAGGACUUCGAAUCGCGUUCGCACAGCUCCGACAGGUGUUNUCCUCAAGGCGUCUUCCAUCCGUUAAUUCUUGAAUGAUUCUUGAUAUGAUGUUGUCUUUGCUUUCUUUUCUUGUAUGAAGUGUUAAAUUCCAGCAUUUAUUUUCUUCGCCUAUUACUUUAUAAAUUUGUAUUGUGGUAGUUAGUUUUGUUGUAGGUGUCAUUAGCUAGAUUUUCACAGUCAUGAAUUGGUUUCUGUUAGUUUUGAUUGAGUGGACGAGAAUAGCUAGUUUAAGAUUCUGUAAUAGAACCGUCAAGACCCUAAACUAGACUUGCUCAUUGUCAAAAUGUCUUUUUGAAAAAGCUAUUGAGAUUCACUAUUUCUUUUAGAUUUUCUUAGGCUCUAUUUCUUUUAGAUUUGAAUCUGUUUUAGUUUGGUAGGUUCUUUUUGUUCAUAUUUCUUCUAGGGAAAAAAAAGAUAAGAUUAAGUCAAAUUUACAUUUUAAGUUAAGUCUUCCAUUUUGCUUCUCUUUAAGAUAGUUUAAUUGUCCAGUCCUUACGUCUCAAUGUCCANAAAUAGGUCUUAUUCACGGUCCUUGUAACGGAUCCUAAUCAGAUCUAAGUUCGAAGAGUUUAUUUUCUUGUUUUAUUAAAAUUGGUUUUAAGUGGGGUACGUGACGAUGUUAUACCCGAAUGUCUCUAUUAACAACAGGUUUUCCAGCCUAUAUACCCUGUGUACAUAUACAUAACGAACAAAAAGAAAAAGAAGAAAAGAGAAAGAGAAGGUAAAAUGCAAGAACGUAAAGCAGAAAAGUAACAAAAAAAUGAAANAGAAGGAAAUAACAUAAACAAGCUUAAAAUAGAAAAGCGGUAAAAAAAAUAAAAAUAAAAAUAAAAUAAGAACGAAAGAGAAGAAAGGUUGAGAGAAAGAACUUACAAGCGUGGAGGCAGAAGCAGAGUUUCUCUCGGCCGAGGUAUCGCUCCAAGUAGGCACUCUCACUCAUAUCUCACCCACAUCGGAACCCCCACUCUCUCAGGCUCAGAAGCUCUCGGACACUCACUCUCAGAAGUACUCACAAAAAAAUCGCAACUCCGCCAACGCUCUCUGCUCCUCUUUUUAUAACAAAAAAUUUUUCACUGUAGCUACAGUUCCGGUCAUAUUUACCGGAGGCUUUCAAUAGUACCGGUAAAUAAAUAAAAAAAAAGGGUAAAAUGUUUUAGGAGAGAUAUCAACUUAGUCGUAGUAAUUUGAGUUAGGAGAACAUAUGAUUUUUUUAUAAAGAAAAAUAAUAAAAAAAAAACAAAAAACUAGAGGAUUGUGUGAAA
This is a messenger RNA of Vigna radiata var. radiata (mung bean), 3510 nucleotides long. RefSeq lists its product as uncharacterized. Bases 1080 to 1667 code for a protein of 195 amino acids. The transcript is spliced from 2 exons. NCBI's taxonomy places the organism in Eukaryota, Viridiplantae, Streptophyta, Magnoliopsida, Fabales, Fabaceae. The record is from RefSeq and is a predicted model, not a curated record.